Pyricularia pennisetigena is the source of this 966-nucleotide messenger RNA. RefSeq lists its product as uncharacterized. Bases 1 to 966 code for a protein of 321 amino acids. Gene Ontology annotation, molecular function: phosphate transmembrane transporter activity. The transcript has 3 exons. The record is from RefSeq and is a predicted model, not a curated record. Gene Ontology annotation, biological process: mitochondrial phosphate ion transmembrane transport. Lineage: Eukaryota; Fungi; Ascomycota; Sordariomycetes; Magnaporthales; Pyriculariaceae. Gene Ontology annotation, cellular component: mitochondrial inner membrane.
AUGGCCACUGGUACCAGUACUCGAGGCCCCUUUCCGGGACCCGAUGGCAAGAUUGAGCUGUACUCCGGACAGUACUAUGCCGCAUGUGCCAUUGGUGGUCUACUAGCUUGCGGCUUGACUCAUGCCGCCGUCACGCCGCUCGACCUGGUCAAAUGUCGCCGUCAGGUCGAUGCCAAGCUCUACAAGAGCAACUUGCAGGGGUGGAGUGUCAUCUACCGUGGUGAAGGUGUCCGUGGAAUCUUCACAGGAUGGAGUCCCACGCUUUUUGGCUACUCGGCUCAGGGUGCAUUCAAGUACGGCUUCUAUGAGUUCUUCAAGAAAAAGUACUCGGACGUGGUCGGCCCAGAAUAUGCUCACCAGUACAAGACGGGUGUGUACCUAGCUGCGUCGGCGUCGGCUGAACUCAUAGCCGAUGCUGCAUUGUGCCCCUUUGAAGCCGUCAAGGUUCGUAUGCAGACAACAAUUCCGGCGCAGUACAAGGGCACUUUUGAUGGCAUCAGCCAGAUAAUAGCCAAGGAGGGCGCGUCUGGGUUGUACAAGGGUAUCUAUCCCCUAUGGGGACGACAGAUCCCCUACACCAUGAUGAAGUUUGCCUCAUUCGAGACAAUCGUCGAGAUGAUAUACAACAGGCUUCCCCGUGCGAAGGACGACUACAGCAAGCUCGCACAGACCGGCGUGUCUUUUACCGGCGGCUACCUCGCCGGUAUCCUCUGCGCGGUUGUGUCGCACCCGGCAGACGUCAUGGUCAGCAAGUUGAAUGUCUACCGUGAGCCAGGCGAGGCAGUCGGGGCAGUGCUGUCGAGGGUUUAUGGGGAUAUCGGAUUCCGUGGACUCUGGAACGGACUUCCAGUCAGGAUCGUGAUGGUGGGUACGCUGACUGGCUUGCAGUGGAUGAUAUAUGACUACUUCAAAAUCUUCAUGGGCUUGCCCACCACUGGUGGCCCGGCAAAGCCGAAGAAGGAGUAA